Cutaneotrichosporon oleaginosum is the source of this 1894-nucleotide messenger RNA. RefSeq lists its product as uncharacterized. The record is from RefSeq and is a predicted model, not a curated record. Gene Ontology annotation, cellular component: mitochondrion. Lineage: Eukaryota; Fungi; Basidiomycota; Tremellomycetes; Trichosporonales; Trichosporonaceae. Gene Ontology annotation, molecular function: D-lactate dehydrogenase (cytochrome) activity; D-lactate dehydrogenase (NAD+) activity; FAD binding. Gene Ontology annotation, biological process: lactate catabolic process.
CGUGGAUAACCUCGACGCCAUAAGACCCUCGGCCACUUUGUCUCUCCCCAUUCUUCCCACACCAUGUUCCCACGACUCCGCCCCGCUACGCGCUCCGUACGCCUCCCAGCGACGCCCGCCCGCCGCUUCUCGUCGACGCCGCGCCCCCGCGCCCCGGCCCCGGCGCACGACGGCGCGCGCGCCGAGCACGCCGCGUACCAGGCCUCGAUCGCGGCGGCCAAGCGCCGCUGGUGGAUCCAGCAGGGCGUUAUCCUCGCCGGCGUCCUCGGCUUCGGGUACACGGGCUACAUCCUUGGCCGGUCGCUCGCGCCGCUAAAAGUGCAGAUGCAAGGGCUGUUGACGACACCAGAUGCGAGCGCGCUCCUCGACAAGACGCAGCCGCAGUACGGCAGCGUCGCGGACUACCGCGCGUGCAUUGGGGAGAUCGCCGAGCUGUUCGCGAAGCGCGGCAAAGCCGACCGCGUGAGCACGGACGAGGACGACCUCCGCUCCCACGGCAUCAGCGACUGGAGCUACCACGAAGCCGAGCUGCCGACCGUCGUCGUGUGGGUCGAGAGCACCGAGGAGGUGCAGGACAUUGUGCGCCUCAGCAGCAAGUACCGUGUGCCGAUUACGCCGUUUAGCGGCGGCACAUCGCUCGAGGGACACUUUGCGAGCCCGUUCGGCGGGAUUUCCCUCGACGUCUCGCUCAUGGACAAGAUCAUCUCCGUAUCCGAGGCGGACGGCGAGGCCGUGUGCCAGCCAGGCGUCAAAUGGGAGGACCUGAACGCCCACCUCGCCAAGCAGGGCAUCCCCCUCUUCUUCCCGAUCGACCCCGGACCGGGCGCGACGCUCGGCGGCAUGGCCGGCACAGGCUGCUCGGGCACCAACGCCGUGCGCUACGGCACGGCCAAGGGCGAGUGGUUCUUGAACCUUACCGUCGUCCUCCCCACCGGCGAAGUGAUCAAGACGCGCUCCAAAGCCCGCAAGUCGUCGGCCGGGUGGGACGCGACCAAGAUCUUCCUCGGGGCCGAGGGCACGCUGGGCAUCGUCACCGAGUGCACGGUCAAGCUCGCGCCGCUGCUCCCGACCAAGGUGGCGGUGAUGAACUUUCCGGGCGUCGAAGAGGCCGUGCGCGCCGCGACCGAGAUCGUGAACGCAGGCUAUCCCGUCCAGUGUGUCGAGUACCUGGACUCGCGGACGAUGAAGGCGAUCAACGCGGGCGGCAUCGCCGGCAAGAAGUAUCCCGAGCAAGACAGCCUGUUCUUCAAGUUCCAGGGCACGGACGGGAUGAUGAAGGAGACGUCGCGCGGCGUCGCGGCGAUCGCGGCGCGGCACGGCGGGCGCGACAUGCAGUUCAGCCAGAGCGACGCCGACGCCGACAAGCUGUGGGAGGGCCGCAAGGCCGCGCUGUGGAGCGUGCUUGCGCUGCGCGAAGACGGGCGCGUGUGGACCACCGACGUGUGUGUCCCCAUCUCCAAGCUGCCGCGGCUGGUGCGCGAGACGGCCGCAGACUUUGAGGGGCGCGGGCUCGAGGCGUGCCACUUCGGACACGUCGGCGACGGGAACGUGCAUACCCUCGCCCUGUUUUCGGACGAGGAAGAGCUGGAACGCGUGCGUGACGCCGUGCAUGAGAUGGUCGAGCGCGCCAUCCGCCUCGGCGGCACGUGUUCCGGCGAACAUGGCGUCGGGCUUGGUAAGAUCGAGUACCUCCCCAUGGAAUUGGGGACGGGCACCGUCAACUUUAUGGAGGGCAUCAAGCGUUAUGUUGACCCCCUCAACCUCUUCAACCCCGGCAAGGUGUACCCCAACAUCAAGCCCCAGGGGCCCAAGAAGGAGGAGUAGGCGGGUGAGCCGAGCAUGCGUGACGUGUAGUAGAUGUUCGUAUCGGUUCCAUGGAUGUGUGUACGCCGCG